CUGAGUAAUAAAUAGCAUUUAUAGAGAACGUGGGUGGGAAUACAUUUUGUGUUCUGACGUGUGGUUCUCAUCAGCGUAGAGAAUAGAUGCACAAUAUAAGAGAGUUGGUCCUUAACACAUUUGGUGUGAUUCUAGCACAUACAGUCAUCAGGAGGACAUGUGUGGCUCUUCACUAGCUUUACGCGUGCUGUGCCUGCUGUCGCUCACCUGCGCAUGCUACAUCCAGAACUGCCCGCGAGGAGGAAAGCGGGCCUCCGCUGAGCCAGCUACCAGACAGUGCAUGGCUUGUGGUCCCAGGGACAGUGGCCGCUGCUUUGGUCCUAAUAUUUGCUGUGCAGCUGGUUUAGGCUGCUCUGUGGGCUCUCCUGAAGCACUGAGCUGCACUGAGGAGGACUACAUUCCCAUUCCAUGUGAGAAUGGAGGACGAGCAUGUGGAUCUAAGAGGGGACGCUGUGCUGCUCCAGGUGUCUGCUGUAACUCAGAGAGUUGUGUUCUGGAUUCUGGCUGUUCAGAAGAUGGCAGGCAUAACCCUCAUGCAGAAGGCAGCACUGUAUUGAGCAGUAUUUCAACAGGAGAGAUGCUUUUGCAUCUCCUCAGCCUGGCUACUGUGAAACAGAGAGAAGUCCAACAGUUCAGAGACACUUGAUUAUUGACUAACAUACAAAAAAUGUAACAAAAAACCUCCUCUGAGAUAUUUCAGUGUGUAUUACGCAACCAUUUAUUAUGAUGAGGUGUAGUUCAAAACAGUAAUUCAAUACUGUAUUUUAAUAUGUAGUUAAUAAAUAUUUAUUGU
Tachysurus fulvidraco (yellow catfish) is the source of this 793-nucleotide messenger RNA. It is a transcript of the gene avp, whose product is annotated as arginine vasopressin. Lineage: Eukaryota; Metazoa; Chordata; Actinopteri; Siluriformes; Bagridae. The record is from RefSeq and is a predicted model, not a curated record. The transcript is spliced from 3 exons. Gene Ontology annotation, cellular component: extracellular region; secretory granule. Bases 158 to 646 code for a protein of 162 amino acids. Gene Ontology annotation, molecular function: neurohypophyseal hormone activity.